GGCUUCUCCUCCUUCUUCUCACCCUCUCAUUAACGUUGACGGUGAUUCUUCCGACCUGUUAAGCCGAAACCUCUCUCUCUCUCUCUCUCUCUCUCUCUCUCUUCGUUCCCCUUCUCUCCGCAUUCGCCUCUAUUCCUUGACUCGGAAGCUUAACCGGAUCGCAGCUCUUCUUCGCCACCUUCCUCCCCGAUCUCGGCCCUCCCAAGCCCUAGAUUUCUGGGGUUUCGGGUCAUCAACCCGCGGAUCUCUCCGCCCCUACUCCGCCUCCGCUCCGUCUCCCGUCUCAUCCGAAAAGAUGCCUCUCAGACUAGAAAUCAAGAGGAAACUUGCCCAAAGGUCGGAAAGGGUGAAAUCGGUAGAUCUACAUCCAUCGGAGCCAUGGAUUCUUGCAAGUCUUUAUUCUGGAAGUGUUUGUAUCUGGAACUAUCAAUCACAGACUAUGGUAAAAUCUUUUGAGGUCACUGAAUUACCAGUCCGGUCAGCAAAGUUUAUAGCACGCAAGCAGUGGGUUGUGGCUGGUGCAGAUGAUAUGUUUAUUCGUGUCUACAAUUACAAUACUAUGGACAAAGUUAAAGUGUUUGAAGCACACACAGACUACAUAAGGUGUGUGGCUGUACAUCCAACACUUCCAUAUGUGUUGUCAUCAUCAGACGACAUGCUGAUUAAACUUUGGGACUGGGAGAAGGGUUGGAUUUGUACCCAAAUCUUUGAAGGACACUCUCACUAUGUGAUGCAAGUAACCUUUAAUCCAAAGGACACAAAUACUUUUGCAAGUGCCUCCCUGGACCGCACAGUGAAGAUCUGGAAUCUUGCUUCUCCAGAUCCAAAUUUUACACUAGAUGCACAUUCUAAAGGAGUAAAUUGUGUUGAUUAUUUUACUGGUGGUGAUAGGCCAUAUUUGAUUACUGGUUCUGAUGAUCAGACUGCAAAGGUCUGGGACUAUCAAACCAAGAGCUGCAUUCAAACACUCGAAGGCCAUACACAUAAUGUUUCAGCUGUCUGUUUCCAUCCUGAGCUUCCGAUAAUAAUAACAGGUUCAGAGGAUGGAACUGUUAGAAUUUGGCAUGCAACUACAUAUAGGCUUGAAAAUGCACUAAACUAUGGUCUGGAAAGAGUUUGGGCAGUAGGAUACAUGAAACGGUCAAGGAGGGUUGUAAUAGGAUAUGAUGAGGGAACCAUCAUGAUUAAGAUUGGCCGUGAAGUACCAGUCGCCAGUAUGGACAACAGUGGAAAAAUCUUAUGGGCAAUACACAACGAGAUUCAAACUGUUAAUAUCAAGACAAUUGGAGCAGAUUUUGAGGUUACGGAUGGUGAAAGAUUACCUUUAGCUGUGAAGGAGUUAGGAAGCUGCGAUCUCUAUCCACAAAGUGUAAAGCACAAUCCAAAUGGGAGAUUUGUUGUUGUUUGUGGAGAUGGAGAGUACAUUAUCUAUACCGCAUUAGCAUGGAGGAAUAGAUCAUUCGGAUCUGCUCUGGAGUUUGUCUGGUCAUCUGAUGGAGAAUAUGCAAUCAGGGAAAGCACAUCAAAAAUUAAGAUCUUUAGUAAAACCUUCCAGGAGAGAAAAAGUAUUCGGCCAACCUUUUCUGCAGAGCAUAUUUAUGGUGGAACACUAUUAGCAAUGUGCUCCAAUGACUUCAUUUGUUUUUACGAUUGGGCUGAAUGCAGAUUAAUACGUCGGAUUGAUGUCAAUGUCAAAAAUCUUUAUUGGGCUGAUAGUGGUGACCUGCUGGUCAUAGCUAGUGAUACAUCCUUCUAUAUUCUGAAGUAUAAGAGACAUGUUGUUUUCUCUUACCUAGAAAGUGGAAAGCCAGUAGAUGACCAAGGUGUGGAAGAUGCAUUUGAGCUUCUUCAUGAAGUAAAUGAGCGGGUUCGAACUGGGAUUUGGGUCGGUGACUGCUUCAUUUAUAAUAAUUCUUCUUGGCGACUAAAUUACUGUGUUGGUGGAGAGGUCACAACCAUGUUCCAUUUGGACCGGCCUAUGUACUUGCUUGGAUAUCUUGCUAGCCAAAGUCGGGUAUAUCUUAUCGACAAGGAGUUCAAUGUUAUGGGUUACACCUUACUUCUCAGUUUGAUCGAGUAUAAGACACUUGUUAUGCGUGGGGAUUUGGAACGUGCAAAUGAAGUUUUGCCAGCAAUUCCGCAGGAUCAUCAUAAUAGUGUGGCUCAUUUCCUGGAAUCUCGGGGCAUGCUAGAGGAUGCUCUUGAAGUAGCAACAGAUCCUAACUACAGAUUUGACCUAGCUGUUCAGCUUGGUAGGUUGGAAAUUGCAAAGGCAAUUGCCAUGGAAGUACAAAGUGAAUCAAAGUGGAAGCAGUUGGGAGAGCUGGCUAUGUCUACUGGGAAAUUAGAGAUGGCUGAGGAGUGCCUGUCACAAGCUGUGGAUUUGAGCGGCUUAUUGCUUCUUUACUCAGCUCUCGGUGAUGCUGAAGGGAUAAAAAAACUUGCAUCUCUUGCCAAAGAGCAAGGAAAGAAUAAUGUUGCCUUUCUUUGUCUUUUCAUGCUUGGUAAAUUGGAGGAUUGCCUUGAAUUAUUGGUGGAGAGUAACCGGAUUCCAGAGGCUGCGCUCAUGGCAAGGUCUUAUCUUCCAAGCAAAGUUUCAGAGAUUGUAUCAAUUUGGAAAAAGGACCUCAAUAAGGUUAAUCCAAAAGCCUCAGAGUCUUUGGCUGAUCCUGAAGAGUACCCAAACUUAUUUGAGGACUGGCAGGUUGCUCUGGCUGUUGAAUCAAAUCUUGCCCAUGACAGGGAUAAGUAUCCUCCUGCUGAAGAAUACCUGAGCUAUGCUGAAAAGUCACAAAUUAAUCUUGUGGAAGUAUUCAAAAGCAUGCAAGUUGAUGAAGAGAGACUGCCUCUUGAAAAUGGUGAUUCUGGCCAUGAGAUGAGGGAAGAGGAUGUCACAGAGGAAGGUCAAGACGAAGCUGUUGAGCAUGAUGUGAAUGAUUCUACAGAUAGUACUGUCCCGGUUAAUGAGAUCAAGGGUUAGAAACAGUGGAGUAUGAAUAAUAGAGGAACUCCACCAGCCUAAACACAAUUGGUUUUGGUAACUAUAGAAUCCAAAUUGUGUAUGGUGAUAAAUUGUUUCCAACCUCAAAUCGUACAUUUCUCUAGAAAAGUCACUAGUGCUACUGGUAUUAGAAAAAUCAGGUGUUUGUAACAUGAAAUGUUGGAUUAGAGCUCAACUUAGUCAUAUAGUAGACGAUGAAGGUUCUUUUUGUAGAUCAUUAUUCCGAUUGAUUCCUUCCAUAUGAUCAGCCUUGGCUGCAGAAAUUUAUCUUCA
Musa acuminata AAA Group (dessert banana) is the source of this 3274-nucleotide messenger RNA. Its product is annotated as coatomer subunit beta'-1. The coding region runs from base 296 to 2980 and encodes 894 amino acids. Gene Ontology annotation, biological process: endoplasmic reticulum to Golgi vesicle-mediated transport; intracellular protein transport; retrograde vesicle-mediated transport, Golgi to endoplasmic reticulum. The transcript has 24 exons. NCBI's taxonomy places the organism in Eukaryota, Viridiplantae, Streptophyta, Magnoliopsida, Zingiberales, Musaceae. The record is from RefSeq and is a predicted model, not a curated record. Gene Ontology annotation, cellular component: COPI vesicle coat. Gene Ontology annotation, molecular function: protein binding; structural molecule activity.